UGUAAGACGUGACUCAUCGCGAUCUGCCAAGGUCUGCAACAUGUAAAGUAUAUAAAAGCUUCAUCUUGGCUAUCGGUAACAAGGAUUUUGGAUAGACUUAUGGACUCCAAUAUGGAACGAGAGCUCACAAUGGCGCGAGAGCAUCUCCACGAUGUCCAACGAGAACAACGCGCAGAAUCAGAUUGGUAAGGCGAUAUUGACUGGGACAUGGAAGCGAUAUACCAAGCUCAUCGUAAAGGUCUAUGGGGACCGGUUCCAAAACCACAAGACUGCAGGUCGACAUUGCUUCAUCGUACGCGAAUUUCCUUAACGGAUAAUUCGUGCGACGCCUUUCCGUCAACCUCUGCUAACUGCGAAUACAGCGAAUUGGACUCUGCCAUCCUCGCCUAUUCAAAAGCCUGGAACCGUGCCUUCCACACUGAGAUGUGCUCCCGCCUCCCGCGAGAAGUGCGAGAUAUGAUUUACGCCCAGAUCUGGGACGGUAACUACCUAUAUGAUACAUAUAGUGGUAUGAAAACACACUUCCAGACGCCUUGCUACUGGUCCGAAGUAUUCUCCAACGACAGGCCAUACCUUCCACACGUGGUCAAGCGUGAGUUUGUAGGGCUCAAAGCAACAAGAGAGAUAGUGGAGGCAUGGUAUACGGCUAUGGAAGGCGUACCGACACACUACCACCCCAGAAUGGUUAUGAGGAAGGCUAACGACAUUGACUUUCUGUUUGCAGAUCCGUUCGGCACCCAUAUCGAGCCGGUCAAAUUCCUACGAAAGCUGAAAAUCAUAUUGAACAUCAAUCAGCUUGCGCUAGAAGACGGCGGAUCCAUCGAUGUGGAGUCACGGAUGAAGCAGUUUGCGCCUCUGCUAACCAUCAGGAAGAAGAAAGGGUUCAGGAUGACAGUUGUGCUCAGCCAGCAAAAAGUUAUACUCAACCUCUGGCCUGUAGUUUUCAGUGUCUUCAAGCCGACCCUCGAGGCAUUUGAGAAGGAAGGCGGCCACGUAAGGAUCUGCUUCAACCACCACUCGCCACACGCUAGUGAUUACUACCUAAGCCCCGAAUGCACGUCCAUGCUUAAAGACAUUGAUCCAAACGAUCAAAAAUGGAAAGCAACGUUCAUUAAGAGAUUUGAUGAUGAGCUGGAGUGGUAGGCGUGGACUCGGUAGCUUCUCCGCAGAAACGAUUCGUCGUACGAGUUCCGCCAAUUGGCCUAUCCACCCGAUUCUGAAGAUGGGUACUCAGCUUUACGAAAUUGACUUGGACCUCAUCCUCAAUAGAUCGCUCUGAGUACGGGAUUGUGUGUCUAGGUUCUUACUAUGUGCCGGAGGAAGAGUGUACUGAGAAACAUAACGGUGAAGAGUAUCUCAGCAACGAGGUACACCAAUCCAUGCCACGAAGAUCCUAUGUUUUGUGAGGCGGAAAAGAUACUCCCCAUUAUAGGUCCCGAGAAAAGUGUCGCUGCCAUGUCAAGCGCUGCUAUGAAGGUGAAUAGUCUGCCUGUUACGCUUGGAUCUACAAGAGCGACUGCGAGCCCUUGCACAGUGGGUUCUAGGCCCUCUG
Dothidotthia symphoricarpi CBS 119687 is the source of this 1552-nucleotide messenger RNA. RefSeq lists its product as uncharacterized. Bases 424 to 1143 code for a protein of 239 amino acids. The transcript is spliced from 4 exons. The record is from RefSeq and is a predicted model, not a curated record. Lineage: Eukaryota; Fungi; Ascomycota; Dothideomycetes; Pleosporales; Dothidotthiaceae.